CUUUUUAGGCAUAAAGCACACAUCUAGAUGGAGUCUAGUGUGUGCUGCCGUGGUCGGCUGAGAGGCGAUAAUACAUUUUCAUCGUGAAUUGCUGCUAUAGUCGCGCUUGUCGAAUCUCUCGGGAUCGUUCUCUCACGGCGUCGUUCCAACACAAUGCGCUGUUAUCAAAAAAAUAGCAUAGAAAAAGAAAUCAGAUACGGUCCGGCGCGAACGGUGUGGCUCCAUCAGUUGCCCAUCUAGAAUGCUCUCUCUAUGGCGCCGCGUGCUCUAGUAGCAGUUGCUCGGUAACCGCUGUGUGCAAAGCAACCACGCGUGAAGUGGAAGGGGUGCUGGUGGCACCCUCCAGACGAGUUAGUAAUAAGGUCAUCGCGACGUCAGUACUAUCGGCGUGCGUUCCCAUCAUGAAGCAAGGAAACACAAGCGUGCCACAAGCGAUAUGUGUGGGGAACGGUGUGGAAGAAACAGUCGAGCUGCGCACGACCAGUAUCACCACGAUCGAACACUGGUUGGCCGAGGAACAUCCUAGUGCACGGAUCCUGCCCGAUUCCAAGCUAAUUCUCUACUUCCUGCGCACCACCAAGUACAACAUCGAUAAAACGAAGCACAAACUUCAUCAUUUCCUGAAAAUACGAGAAAAGCUAACGGAAUGGUUCAGUGGCCGGGAUCCGGUGCGUCCGGAGCUACAGGAGUUGCUGGACAUCGGAGUGUUUUUGCCGCUGCUCGAGAAGGAUAAGCUCAACCGGCAGGUGGUGAUCAUUCGUACAUCGGCCCACGAUCCCAAGCGCCACAAGCAGGACAAUGUGUUCAAGGUGGACAAAAUGAUACUCGAUCUGUUGCUGCACCUCGACGAGAUGAUCUCGGUGUACGGUAUCGUUGCCAUUUUCGAUAUGCGAGGCGUUACGCUAGGCCACGCGCUGCAGCUGCCACCGUCCAUGAUCAAGAAAUCAGUGGAAAGUUGGGAAAACUAUCCCUGCAAACCGAAGCUGCUCGAGUUCGUGAACGUACCGGUUCACGUGAAUGUUGUGCUGAAUGUGUUCAGGAGUUUUAUGAGCGCCAAAAUGAAGGAGCGCGUCAUCAUCUCAAAGAAAGGCUCGACUAUGGAGCAACUGGUAAACCUGCCCCGCGAGCUCGGUGGUACCGGUGGAACCUACGCGGAGCUGGCUGCCCACUGGAAGCAGGUGGUUCUGACUAAUGCACCCUUCUACGCCCGGAUGGAAGAGAACGUGUUCCACCUGUGAGCACACGGUGGAAAACAAAGUACGGUUACAGCUAUUUAUAUACAGUUUUACUAUUUUGCCCAGACUUUUCGAUCGAAUAAAUCCCUCUCCCUGCUAUCCAGA
This is a messenger RNA of Anopheles aquasalis, 1340 nucleotides long. RefSeq names its product prolonged depolarization afterpotential (PDA) is not apparent (gene pinta). NCBI's taxonomy places the organism in Eukaryota, Metazoa, Arthropoda, Insecta, Diptera, Culicidae. Gene Ontology annotation, cellular component: membrane. Gene Ontology annotation, molecular function: phosphatidylinositol bisphosphate binding. The record is from RefSeq and is a predicted model, not a curated record.